AAUACCGGGAAUGACGCUGCGCCUCAGCUGAACAAUGGAGCAUCGAUAGAAAUGAGCUCCUCUCAUCCAACAGGAGCAUCUGGUCGGUGUCAACAGCAGACAUAGCGGCGUUAGAGAGCUGCGGUGCUGCUGGUCUAACCGGAGGAAUAACCCGGUCAGUGUUUAGCCAGUUAGCGAAGCUGCAGCCAUCGCUCCGGUGUUUCUAGCUAACCUCCAUCAGUGUGAGGAGAGCUGAGCUACCAGCGGUCUGCACCAUGGAGUUCCCCUUUGACAUUAACCACAUCUUCUCAGACAGGAUCUCCAUCCUGGAUCACACUCUGGUUGCAAGUCGCCAAUCAGCAGUGAGGACUGAUCUUCAGGACCAAAUUGCAGCUGUUGUUGAUGAGCUUGGGAGAGCCUCAGCAAAGGCACAGCAGCUCCCAGCACCUAUAACAAGUGCCUCCAAACUGCAGUCCCAGAAGCACCAGCUGUACCUGAUGAAGGACGGAGAGAGCAACCGAGGGCGUGGUCUGGUUGUUGGAUUUCUGAAGGUCGGCUACAAGAAGCUGUUUCUGCUGGAUCGAAAUGGUGUGCACGUUGAAGCAGAGCCGCUGUGUGUUUUGGAUUUCUACGUUGCAGAAACCCUACAGAGACAUGGCUAUGGGCUGGAGCUGUUCAAUUACAUGCUGCAGCAUCAGAAUGUGGAGCCGGAGCUGCUGGCCUACGACAGACCCUCCAACAAACUGCUGGCGUUCUUGGCUAAGCAUUACGGCCUGGUGCGGAGCGUCCCUCAGAUGAGCGGAUGGUACAGAUCGAGGUUCCAGUGCGGAUCAGGUAGUGACACUGCUCGCCUUGUGGCCCAGUUGAGGCGCGUUAAGAAGCCUGAUGGAGAAAUCAAGCCUUAUUCUUUAAUGGAAAGAGAAGUGGUUCGCCAAGAGCAGAGGACUCUUCCUUGGCCGUUCGCUGCUCCUCAGUCCCCUCAGCGAUCAGCAUCUUCCCAGUGCUCCUCCAGUGUGGGAUCGUCUCCCAGUAGGGCGCCUCCUGGUGUCACACAUUCAUCUUUCCGUGGAGACAACAGGGAGCAGAGUCCACAUUCACCUCUCAUCGACUGCUGCAGGACAAGGCGUAGCAACCCAAAGGCUCUGGUUGCCCGAUCAAGCCUGUACAGUCGCCACAUGGACCUCAGAGCUGCAGGACUGUUGGACAGAAACCUUUCAGGUCCUGGUCUGAUGGGAGACCCGCUGUGUUCUCUGGGCAGCCAAUCGGAGCGCAGGUUGGCAGGUUUUCUCUCACCACUGCACUUUUACAGCUUAGGCUGCUCAGUUUGGAGCCGCUGUGAGGAGACGGUCAAUUAGCUGGCGUGACUAAGCCUGUGUGCAGGAGAAGUUUAUGUGGCUAAAAUACGUCAUUGGGAAAAAAAAAGACUGUAGUUAGUGAAAGACUUUACAGCUAAAGUUGGGUCCAGCUGUGGGUUCCACCCUCCCUGUCGGGUACAGAGACGACAAUGAAUCCAGGUCUUGUUCUGGAGGUGUAUCAGGAGCUGCUGCACCUUUCUGGCCUCGCUGGCUGCAGGCUUAUUACAGCACCAUCAAAGAGCUGUAAUCAGCUGACGUUUGGGUCUAACUUAGCGUGUCUCUGCUCGCCUUAAAGGACUGAAUCGGACACACUCCUUCAGCCGGCUCAGGGUUAGUGUGGA
Molecule: messenger RNA, 1675 nt
Organism: Cyprinodon variegatus (sheepshead minnow)
Lineage: Eukaryota; Metazoa; Chordata; Actinopteri; Cyprinodontiformes; Cyprinodontidae
Gene: atat1
Product: alpha tubulin acetyltransferase 1
Exons: 11
Coding region: 255-1334 (359 amino acids)
Biological process (GO): alpha-tubulin acetylation
Cellular component (GO): microtubule
Molecular function (GO): tubulin N-acetyltransferase activity
Source: RefSeq, a predicted model, not a curated record